UCCCUUCUCUCUCCUCCUCCUCCAGCAGCCACCAGGGACCGGGAGAUCUACCAGCUCAAGACCCCUACAGCCAGGUCUGUGCUGCCGCCCUCCAGCAUCUUUGCAGCAGGGGACGAGGCUGUGUGGGAGGCUGUCGGUUCGGAACAUGUCUCCACCCACCCCACCCUCUGUGGCUCCAGGCUUCAUUCUCCCCCAUCCAUGGAUAACCCAGGGCCUUCGCUCCGUGGUGCCUUUGGCAUUCUAGGUGCCUUGGAAAGGGACAGGCUGACCCACCUGAAACACAAGCUGGGGAGUCUGUGUUCAGGCAGCCAGGAGUCAAAGCUUCUCCAUGCCAUGGUACUCCUGGCUCUGGGCCAGGACACGGAGGCCAGGGUCUCUCUGGAGUCCUUGAAGAUGAACACAGUAGCCCAGCUGGUAGCCCACCAGUGGGCAGACAUGGAGACCACAGAGGGCCCUGAGGAGCCUCCAGACUUGUCCUGGACGGUGGCUCGCCUGUACCACCUGCUGGCUGAGGAGAACCUGUGUCCGGCCUCCACAAGGGACAUGGCUUACCAGGUGGCCCUUCGUGACUUUGCCUCCCAGGGUGACCACCAGCUGGGCCAACUCCAGAAUGAGGCCUGGGAUCGGUGCAGUUCAGAUAUCAAGGGGGACCCCAGUGGUUUCCAGCCACUCCAUUCUCAUCAGGGUUCCCUGCAGCCACCUUCAGCAUCCCCUGCAGUGACCAGAAGCCAGCCUCGUCCCAUUGACACACCAGACUGGAGUUGGGGACAUACGUUACACUCCACCAACAGCACUGCCUCACUGGCCAGCCACCUAGAGAUCAGCCAGUCACCCACUCUUGCCUUUCUCUCUUCACACCAUGGAACCCAUGGGCCCAGCAAGCUAUGUAACACACCGCUGGACACUCAGGAGCCUCAGCUUGUCCCUGAAGGCUGCCAAGAACCUGAGGAGAUAAGCUGGCCUCCAUCAGUGGAGACCAGUGUCUCCUUAGGGUUACCACACGAAAUUAGCGUUCCAGAGGUGUCUCCAGAGGAGGCUUCGCCCAUCCUCCCUGACGCCCUGGCUGCUCCAGACACAAGUGUCCACUGUCCCAUUGAAUGCACAGAGUUGUCUACAAACUCCAGGUCUCCCCUGACGUCCACCACAGAAAGUGUUGGAAAGCAGUGGCCUAUUACAAGUCAGAGGUCACCUCAGGUUCCUGUAGGAGAUGAUUCUCUGCAGAACACCACGUCAUCCAGCCCUCCUGCCCAGCCACCAUCCCUCCAAGCCUCCCCUAAGCUGCCUCCUUCCCCUCUGUCCUCUGCUUCCUCCCCGAGCAGCUACCCUGCUCCUCCAACCUCCACAUCCCCUGUUUUGGACCACUCAGAAACAUCUGAUCAGAAAUUCUAUAACUUUGUGGUUAUCCAUGCCAGGGCUGAUGAACAGGUGGCCCUACGUAUUCGGGAGAAGCUGGAGACCCUCGGGGUACCUGACGGGGCCACCUUCUGUGAGGAAUUUCAGGUGCCCGGGCGUGGUGAGCUGCACUGUCUCCAAGAUGCCAUCGAUCACUCGGGGUUCACGAUCCUGCUCCUGACUGCUAGCUUUGAUUGCAGCCUGAGCCUGCAUCAAAUCAACCAUGCUCUCAUGAACAGCCUUACACAGUCUGGGAGGCAGGACUGUGUGAUCCCCCUCCUCCCACUUGAGUGUUCUCAGGCCCAGCUCAGCCCAGAUACAACCAGACUGCUCCACAGCAUUGUGUGGCUGGAUGAACACUCCCCAAUCUUCGCCAGAAAGGUGGCAAACACCUUCAAGACACAGAAGCUCCAGGCACAGCGGGUACGCUGGAAGAAAGCGCAGGAGGCCAGAACCCUCAAGGAGCAGAGCAUACAGCUGGAGGCAGAGCGGCAAAACGUGGCAGCCAUAUCUGCUGCCUACACAGCCUAUGUCCAUAGCUAUAGGGCCUGGCAAGCAGAGAUGAACAAACUUGGGGUGGCUUUUGGGAAGAACUUGUCACUGGGGACUCCAACACCCAGCUGGCCCGGAUGUCCACAGCCAAUACCUUCUCAUCCUCAGGGUGGUACUCCAGUUUUCCCCUAUUCCCCACAGCCUCCAUCCUUCCCUCAGCCUCCAUGCUUCCCUCAGCCUCCAUCCUUCCCUCAGCCUCCAUCCUUCCCACUGCCUCCAGUCUCUUCCCCACAGUCCCAAUCCUUUCCAUCAGCCUCCUCCCCAGCCCCACAGACUCCAGGACCUCAGCCUCUCAUUAUUCACCAUGCCCAGAUGGUUCAGCUGGGUGUCAACAAUCACAUGUGGGGCCACACAGGGGCCCAGUCAUCUGAUGACAAGACUGAGUGUUCGGAGAACCCCUGUAUGGGCCCUCUGACUGAUCAGGGCGAACCCCUUCUUGAGACUCCAGAGUGACCAGGUUGGACCCCACCUAGAUGGCUAGAGUGACAAGAUUGGACUUCACCUGGGUCCUUAAAAUGAUAGUGGAGGAAGGGAACCUCGCCUGGGUCCCCAGAGUAGCCAGAGGACUUAGCUUGGGCUCCCACAGUGGCUAUUAGUUGGACCCAGCUUGAGACCCCAGAGGCAGGGAAGACCACACCUAUAAAUCAGGCCUGGGAAACAUGCAGAAACCCCAUUUGAACAGACUGUGGGACUCCAAUCUGAAUCCUCUAUGUGGACAGAGGAUGAUGGGGCCAGAGGCACCUCUGAGGUGCCCUCAGCGCAGCCUCGUAAACUUCAUUCACUGUGACACAUGCUGUUCAUAGGGUCUCUCUGGGGAGGAUGCGGUCCCGGGGCACAUAGGGAGGGUCCUGUUUUUAUAAUAAAGUUAUUGACAACUGAGUCAUAA
Messenger RNA from Mus musculus (house mouse), 2830 nucleotides. It is a transcript of the gene Ticam1, whose product is annotated as TIR domain containing adaptor molecule 1. The coding region runs from base 199 to 2397 and encodes 732 amino acids. Gene Ontology annotation, cellular component: mitochondrion; endosome; endosome membrane. Lineage: Eukaryota; Metazoa; Chordata; Mammalia; Rodentia; Muridae. The transcript has 2 exons. The record is from RefSeq and is marked validated. Gene Ontology annotation, biological process: toll-like receptor 4 signaling pathway; TRIF-dependent toll-like receptor signaling pathway; toll-like receptor signaling pathway. Gene Ontology annotation, molecular function: protein kinase binding; molecular adaptor activity.